UUACCUUAAAACCGUGCCUCAUCGGCAGCAUUGACAACGUCCGGUGGAUAGCCGCUUUGCACUGCCCGUUAGCCAGUUAGCCUUUUUAACGCCCCUUUUCAACGCCAAGUCAUUCGUUCUACCAUUCCACCCGUCACCAACCUUGGUCGACAUGGACAAAGUCCCGGGGUCGCCUCGAAAUGAUGCCAGUGCGACUUCGACUCCUCCUGAAGAACCUCAGAGCCCAGCGUCCGCCGACCUGAGUGCCGGCACGAGGAGGGAGAAGGGACGUGUACGCUUCAACAGUAUCGCCGGCACCGAGCCCCCGUCUUUCCUGGACUUGUCGGGAAUUUCGGCGACACAAGCACGCCACGAUGGCGCAUCGCUCCCACCGCGACCUCGGCCUUCGGUGUUGCGUGGGAAUUCAUAUAACUCGGUGACCAGUAUUCCCGAAUCCGUGGACAACGAUGAUCCCGCUUCCGAGAAAGCGCUGUCGGCGUACGCGGCCCAGGAACGUGCCCAGCAAGUGGCCGCUACUCUACUAGGCUCCCGGUCUGCUCCGGGGUCGACUAGGACGUCUCUAGACUCGGAAGCCGAGACAGUGAAUAGCGGCGGCGUGAAUGAUAUGCCCCCGGGUUUUCCUAACAUCACCCUUGACGAGUUUCCUAUGCAGGUUCCGGACAUCAAUGGCGACGCGCAGAAGAAUACGUCUGACGAACACCGUGCUCUCAAAACCGAGGCAUACAAUCUCGUUCGAUCCCACACGCAGAGGAACAACCGCGGAGUGUAUCACCAACCAACGAUCAGCACCGCUCUCAGCUCCGGUCAGAUAACACCGAUCGAUGGACCAAAGCACGAGCUCUACGUACCACCACCAUCAGAGUACCGCCCUAGUGUUCUAUCCAACCUCCUAAAGCUAUAUAAGCCACCUGAAUCAACCCUCUCUCCUAACUACCCGCACAGCCGGAAAUCCGAGCAUGGAAGUGAAUUUACUACUCCAGGUUCCUCGGGAGCUACGACACCGAAUCGACGGAAAUGGUACGAGAAGAAUCGUUCUCAAGACACUCUGGCUAACCUGGUGGAAGCAUCUGCGCGCCUUGCUAGUGCCGGGGUCAGCGGGGACGGGCCGUCAGCGACCAGCUCGAGACCGAAACGACCUAAACAUCGACGAAGUCCUAGUGGACGAAUGUUGAGUUUUGGCCGUCCACGAAUGGAAGAUGAAAUCCGCAUAACUAUGCAUAUCGCGGAAACAUUGACUCGUCAAAAGUACAUCAUCAAGAUGUGCAAGGCUCUCAUGCUAUUCGGCGCUCCAACACACCGUCUCGAGGAGUACCUGAGGAUGACAGCAAGAGUUCUUGAGAUCGAUGGCCAAUUCCUUUACUUACCUGGCUGCAUGAUUAUUUCUUUCGACGACCGGUCGACCCAUACAACGGAGGUAAAGAUCGUCCGCACUAAUCAGGGGAUUGAUCUUGGGAAACUCCGGGACACCCACGAGAUAUACAAGCUAGUCCUCCAUGACAAGAUAGACCUAGAAGAAGCCAUCGAGUCCAUAUCAAGAAUAACGGAGGAGAAGGACAAAUUCCACCCAUGGCUCAGGGUUUUGGUAUUUGGCCUAGCUAGCGCAACAGUCGCGCCGUUUGCUUUCGACGGGCAAUUAAUCGAUCUGCCGAUCUGCUUUUUCCUCGGCUGCCUUGUUGGGACUUUGCAGAUCAUAGUGGCCCCGAAGUCCGAUCUCUACAACAACGUAUUCGAAAUAACCGCCGCCGUCUUAACGAGUUUUUUGAGCAGAGCCUUUGGCAGCAUCAGGGGCGGAAAGCUGUUUUGCUUCUCGUCGCUGGCGCAAAGCUCCAUAGCGCUAAUUCUCCCCGGUUGGUUCGUCCUAUGUUCUGCUCUCGAGCUUCAAUCUCGUGCUUUGGUCCCCGGUUCCAUCCGCAUGGUUUAUGCUAUUAUCUAUUCGCUAUUCCUCGGUUUUGGAAUCACGGUCGGAACAGCGCUCUAUGGCCUGAUGGAUCCUAAGGCGACCUCGGCGACGACUUGUUUAAACCCGAUACCUACCUACUACCGAUUUCUUUUUGUACCACUCUUCACUAUGUGUCUUGCCUUCGUCAAUCAGGCAAAAUGGAAGCAGAUGCCUGUAAUGGUAGUGAUCGCCUUCGCCGGUCACGUCGUAAACUUCUUCAGCAGCCCUAAAUUUGCUGCUAGCCCUCAAAUAGCCAACACAUUGGGCGCCUUUACCGUUGGGGUCCUGGCCAACCUGUAUUCGAGGCUGAGACAUGGCGUAGCCGCCGCCGCACUUUUACCAGCCAUCUUCGUGCAAGUACCAAGUGGCCUGGCAGCAACAGGAAGCCUGUUAAGUGGGCUAAGCACAGCAAAUGAGCUGAACAACUCGACGGAAGUCGUUAAUGGCACUAGCACUGUCACGAUCGAUAACAGUCAACCCCUUGAUACGAUAGUGUUCAAUGUUGCUGCCUCGAUGAUCCAAAUAGCUAUUGGUAUUACCGUGGGCCUGUUUCUGAGCGCGUUGGUUGUCUACCCGCUUGGGAAGCGCCGGAGUGGCUUAUGGACCCUCUGAAGUUCCACAAUAUCUCCCCUCCUUUCCUGUAGGGUUUCAAGUAGGCGUUCGUGUGGCGGCAAAAGCAAAAUGUUUUGGUUAGAAAGCGAGUAUUGGGUAACAAACAUCACUCUA
Molecule: messenger RNA, 2665 nt
Organism: Annulohypoxylon maeteangense
Lineage: Eukaryota; Fungi; Ascomycota; Sordariomycetes; Xylariales; Hypoxylaceae
Product: DUF1212-domain-containing protein
Exons: 3
Coding region: 152-2551 (799 amino acids)
Biological process (GO): transmembrane transport
Molecular function (GO): transmembrane transporter activity
Source: RefSeq, a predicted model, not a curated record